CCAAUAUAUAUAUAUAUCUUUAUAUAUAUAUAUAUAUAUAUAGGCAACCCUCUCUCUCUCUCUCACACACAUAAACACACAUAUAUAGAGUAACGUAAACCUGGAAAUAGGUGUACGAUAGCUUUCCGUUUUUAGGCCUUUACAAAUUAAAUUCGAACAAGCUGCCGGAUCUCGCCGGCGUUUUUCACCGGCGGUGAUUCAUUUCUCCAAAAUUUAGAGAAACUGCGACAUCAAUGUAUCUGAGUUGAUUCGGAGAAAAGCUAAAUCGGAGGGAUUUUCACUUUUCAUCAUCUUUUCAUUGCCGGUUAAGAGAAUGCUUUCCUGAUUGGAAAAUCUAGGGUUUUUUUCUGCUCUGUUUCAAGCUAAAAACGAUCGAAAGAGUACAAAACUUCUCUGUUUCAAUCGCAUUGAAGAUGUUUAUCAAUUUUGAACAAGUUUCAGCUAUUUUCAGAGUCGUUGCAUGAGAAAACAGAGGACUUCAUUCUCGAGGUGAAAGUAGGAAAAAGAAAAAGGAAAAAAGAGGAGUAAUAGAGAGAUAGGAAAAAUGUUGACGUGUAUUACGUGUUCGAAGCAACGGGACGACAGAGAAGAGGAAGGGGCGCGUGGGACACCAAAUACAAAAGAAUCCGUCAAAGGCCUUACGGCGCAGAUCAAGGAUAUGGCAUUGAAAUUCUCGGGUGCAUACAAGCAAUGCAAACCUUGCCCAGGAGGCUCCAGCAGCAGCAGCGGCUACAAGAAAGGACAGCGACCUUACCCGGAUUUCGAUACCGUUUCAGAAGGGGUUCCUUACCCCUACAUGCAACCAGGAAGCGCAAGUUCAACGCCCGCGUGGGAUUUUACUACUAGUGGCGGACACCCUAAUUUCGGAUCUGCUUCAAGGUACACCGGAGGAUUUGGUGGUGAUCGGACCCCUGGAGGAAGAGAAUCCAUCUCAGCCCAGUCAUGUGACGUAGUGCUAGAGGAUGAGAAUGAACCUAAGGAGUGGAUGGCACAGGUUGAGCCUGGUGUUCAGAUUACUUUUGUGUCUCUUCCUCAUGGCGGGAAUGAUCUAAAACGAAUUCGCUUCAGCCGAGAGAUGUUUAAUAAAUGGCAAGCUCAACGAUGGUGGGGUGAGAAUUUUGAUCGAAUCAUGGAGCUCUACAAUGUUCAGAGAUUUAAUCGGCAAGCUCUUAACACGCCCCCCAGGGCUGAUCAGGAUGAGGUGAGAGAUUCUUCCUACACGAGGCUUGGAUCGGCCAGGGAAAGCCCUAUGGCUUCAUCACUACAGAAAGAAUGGACGCCGAGAAACUAUUAUAAACCUUCCGGCAGUAAAGGGUAUUUUCCAUCCGACCCUUCGGAUCAAGUUGGCAGCCAGCACUACUACGGUGGUUCAAGUGCUUAUGGCGCUGGUGGUCAAUCCAUGGAUGCAGCACGAAUGACCACCGACUCCAGAGACGAGGCUUCUGUUUCCAUCAGCAAUGCCAGUGACCUGGAGUCGGAGUGGGUUGAACAAGAUGAGCCCGGGGUGUAUAUUACCAUCAGACAAUUAGCCGAUGGCACUAGGGAGCUCCGGCGUGUCAGAUUCAGCCGCGAAAAGUUUGGAGAGGUGAACGCAAAGCACUGGUGGGAAGAGAACAGGGACAGAAUUCAAGCACAAUACCUCUAAAAUUAUAGAAAGUGAAUGGGAAUUUCAGAAGCAGCAGAGAGCUGGACAUUCCACCAAAAUUUUCUAAUUCAAAAUUUCAUGUUUAUUAGCAAAGUGAUGGAGAGAGUACAUCUAUAUCUAUCCAUCCAUCCACACAGCAUAAUGAAUGCGAUCAACCACCAGUUUGUUGGCCAUCCACCACUCAGAUGGCAUAUAAUCUUUUUGACAGUACCUAACAAUAUGUGGUAAUGAUUCAAUCUUCUUCUUUCACCAAGAUUCUGUUCCAGAGGAGGAGCAUCAAUUUCAUUUUCAAA
Cornus florida is the source of this 1938-nucleotide messenger RNA. RefSeq names its product protein BREVIS RADIX-like. The transcript has 6 exons. The record is from RefSeq and is a predicted model, not a curated record. The coding region runs from base 545 to 1645 and encodes 366 amino acids. Lineage: Eukaryota; Viridiplantae; Streptophyta; Magnoliopsida; Cornales; Cornaceae.